UAUUUUCUAUUCUUCGCGCUGCGUUUAUAUGUUACAGGAUUCUGUGGAUUCAGCUACUUUAGCAUCAUUAAGCCAGUUACAACAAGCUUACCAAGAAAAAGAAGAUGAAAACACACGUCUCAAGCACUACAUCGAUACAAUUCUGCUGAAUAUUGUUGAGAAUUAUCCGCAGUUGUUAGAAGUAAAGUCCAUAGAUCGUAAAUAAAAUGAAUAAAACUAAUAGAUAAUGCAGAACAAUAAUAAAAGCAAACAAU
This is a messenger RNA of Teleopsis dalmanni, 254 nucleotides long. RefSeq lists its product as uncharacterized. The record is from RefSeq and is a predicted model, not a curated record. NCBI's taxonomy places the organism in Eukaryota, Metazoa, Arthropoda, Insecta, Diptera, Diopsidae. Bases 29 to 205 code for a protein of 58 amino acids. The transcript is spliced from 2 exons.